UCUUUUUGCUCGACUUGUCUCUCAAUUGUUUCUGCUUUUGUAAGAAACUCUGAAUCAACUUCAUCUAGGCACCAAUCCUCAGAACCUUUACACAACAACCCACCUACUCUCCCCAUCCCAAGUUACCAAUCCAACCUUCCUUCUCUUCGACAUGUCUUUCUCCAACGCAGACACCGGCAACAAGGCCGCCGACCCGUACAAAGAGAAGAACAGUGAGGUCGCAUCUCUCAAGGACAAGGUCGAGGACCUGGUCGCCUUCAUCGACAAGAGCAAGUUCUGCAUGAUGACUACGAGAAUAGAGAGCAGUGGCCUUCUUGCCUCGCGCUGCAUGGCCCUCGCUGCGAAGGAAGGCAACGGCGUCGAUCUAAUCUUCCACUCCAACACUGAAUCCGGCAAAACCGACGACCUCGCUUCUGACUCCGACAUCAACCUCGGUUUUCUCAACUCUUCAGGCGAAUGGGCCUCUCUCAGCGGCAAAGCGAGCAUCAGUACCGACCGCGCCGACGUCGAGAAGUACUACUCUCCAGCGCUGAAGGCCUGGAUCGGAGACCUGGGAGACGGCGUCCACGAUGGUGGUCCUUCGGACCCGCGUAUCUGCCUCAUCCGCGUCAAGACGGUGACUGCUCAGUAUGCGAUCAGCAAGCGCACGGUGAUUGGUGGACUUGUGGAGCUGGCGAAGGGUGUGGCGACGGGAGAGGCGCCCGGCGUGAACAGGUUGAGGUACUUGGAUGAGGCGGAGAUUGCACAGUGGCGCUCUACUGCACUGUAGGUCUAUUCAGGACUUGGUUAGCUUGUAGCAAUGAGGUCUUCGAGAUUGAAACAUCACGCGGUCUAGGGUGUCAUGUUAAUCACUGACGAAA
This is a messenger RNA of Mytilinidion resinicola, 860 nucleotides long. RefSeq names its product bli-3 protein. Bases 152 to 769 code for a protein of 205 amino acids. Lineage: Eukaryota; Fungi; Ascomycota; Dothideomycetes; Mytilinidiales; Mytilinidiaceae. The transcript is spliced from 5 exons. The record is from RefSeq and is a predicted model, not a curated record.